UCGUCUGUUUCUUAUCACUUUAUGACUAUGAACUUUCUAGGUAAUUACGCUAAUCCCGUGACUCAAUCGGAAACUCUUUAUUCUUCUUUCUAUCAGAGUACGUAUCCUCUAGCGGGCCAUUCUUGCCUUACUCUUUGGCCUAUAACGGCCCGCGAUCCGUAUUGCCCUUCGUUAAGAGUCGGGGGAGUGACGUCCGGAUGGGAAACUGCGACCGUUCGAUGGAUAGGAGAAGAAAACGGGCAAAGAAACACUCGUCGUAGAGUUUCUGCUAACAAGAAGGAAAGACGAAGAACACAAUCCAUAAAUCACGCCUUUGCAGAGCUCAGGGAAUGUAUCCCAAAUGUUCCUUCCGACACGAAAUUAUCCAAAAUUAAAACUUUACAGCUUGCCACUACCUACAUCGCUCAUCUAAUGGAGUUGUUGAAUAGAGAUUUACCAGAAAGUGAUGAGAGGGAUCAUUCGCAGGAGAAACACGCAGAAGAAAACUUGAAAAAGAAUUCUAAGAUAAGAACAGGAUGGCCUCAUCACAUUUGGGCUUUUGAACUGAAACAGAUAUGAUACAAAUAAUUGAUUUAUAUAAAAAUUUCUUCA
Centruroides sculpturatus (bark scorpion) is the source of this 591-nucleotide messenger RNA. Its product is annotated as heart- and neural crest derivatives-expressed protein 2-like. Gene Ontology annotation, molecular function: protein dimerization activity; RNA polymerase II transcription regulatory region sequence-specific DNA binding; DNA-binding transcription factor activity, RNA polymerase II-specific. The record is from RefSeq and is a predicted model, not a curated record. Gene Ontology annotation, biological process: developmental process; regulation of transcription by RNA polymerase II. Lineage: Eukaryota; Metazoa; Arthropoda; Arachnida; Scorpiones; Buthidae. The coding region runs from base 22 to 558 and encodes 178 amino acids. The transcript has 2 exons.